ACAUGUAUCCUCCGGCAGUUCGCGUGUAACAGCCGCGAUUGCGAGUACUUCUCGCCGCAUUCCCAUUCAUUAUUUCAUGAAUAACGAUUACCCAGUGUUUGCAUUGCCACGAGUUUUCGGAUAAUAAUUGUGACUGGGAACACAUUUGUUGCAUUACGAACCCCGAAAAUGGCGAAGAUGGGAAAAAGAUGGAAGAGUUGUCUGUCAGCAAAUGCCCUGACUCUACUGACAGUAAUUGGUGUUGCUAGUGGUGUUGCUCUCGGAUUCAUCCUGAAAUACUCGAAAGAGUCAUGGUCAAAGCGUGAAAUUAUGUACAUCAACUUUCUCGGUGAUCUCUUCCUUCGAAUGUUGAAGGGUCUCAUACUGCCCCUCAUUGUUUCCAGCAUCGUAAGUGCCAUCGGCAGUCUCGACCUCAAUUUAUCUGGUAAAAUCGGUAUGAGGUCGAUUUAUUAUUAUGCCACAACAACUGUGUGUGCUGUGAUAGUUGGGAUUAUCCUGGUCACAACGAUACAACCUGGUCACAUUGGUGAUAAGAAACUUUUUGUCACGCAUGAGUCUCUCGUCCCAAAGAGAGAAGUCACUACUGCCGAUACUCUUCUAGAUCUAGUCAGAAACGUUUUCCCGUCAAAUCUCGUCCAAGCCUGCAUCGCACAAUACAGAACGAAUCUUAUUAAACCGCCGAAUGCGACUGAGGAAGUGGCUAAUGAUAUUUACAAAUGGACUAUCGACCACGACGAUGCUGAUGGAACGAACACCCUCGGGCUCGUUAUUUUCGGAAUCAUUCUGGGUAUUGCCAUUGGAAAAAUGGGUGAUGCGGGACAACCAUUGCGCGAUUUCUUCAAUGCCCUUUCUGAGGCGAUGAUGAUCAUCACCAACUGGGUUAUUUGGCUAUCACCCUUCGGUGUAACUUUCCUCGUAGCAUCAAAAAUCCUCGAGAUCAAUGAUCUCGGCGCAGUGGUGGGAACCCUAGGCCUUUACUUCAUGACAGUUCUCCUCGGACUCUUCAUCCACGGUUUCGGUACACUGUCCUUGAUUUUCUUCGUAUGCACUCGAGAAUUACCCUUCCGAGCACUUGGAAAAAUGAGUCACGUCAUAGUGACCGCUUUCGGAACCGCAUCCAGUUCCGCAACACUUCCCAUCACUCUGCAGUGUUUGGACAAUAUGGGGGUCGAUUCAAGGAUAUCGAAAUUCGUCGUGCCAAUUGGGGCUACCAUCAACAUGGAUGGCACUGCUCUUUAUGAGGCUGUCGCUGCUCUUUUCAUUGCACAAGUCAGAAAUGUCGAGAUGUCGUGGAGCAAAAUCAUCGGUGUGAGUAUCACUGCAACAGCAGCUAGUAUCGGCGCAGCUGGGAUUCCCCAAGCUGGUCUUGUAACAAUGGUAAUGGUCUUGGAUACAGUUGGACUCCCCGCCGAGGAUGUCACCCUAAUUGUAACAGUCGACUGGCUUCUCGAUCGAUUCAGAACAACCAUAAAUGUUGUCUGCGAUGCACUAGCGGCAGUGAUAAUUGAGAAAAUGAGUAUAGACGAGCUUCGACGGCUCGAUGCACCGAAGAACGAGGAAAUCGUUGAGCUCACACACUUGAGUAAAGCCGAGGCAUGAGCCGUUUGGGCUCAAUGAGAAUGCGACGAAUUACUGCCCGUCAGAUACUUAUCGAUGUCGCAACACGGAGAGAAAAGUUGGGUAAAAAUUACCGAGGAAAUCGUGGAAAAUUUUACGGUACAAAAAAAAACAUCUU
Messenger RNA from Diachasma alloeum, 1735 nucleotides. It is a transcript of the gene Eaat1, whose product is annotated as excitatory amino acid transporter 1. Gene Ontology annotation, biological process: L-glutamate transmembrane transport. Gene Ontology annotation, cellular component: plasma membrane. Gene Ontology annotation, molecular function: neutral L-amino acid transmembrane transporter activity; L-glutamate transmembrane transporter activity; glutamate:sodium symporter activity. The coding region runs from base 169 to 1599 and encodes 476 amino acids. The record is from RefSeq and is a predicted model, not a curated record. The transcript has 9 exons. NCBI's taxonomy places the organism in Eukaryota, Metazoa, Arthropoda, Insecta, Hymenoptera, Braconidae.